Messenger RNA from Alternaria alternata, 1200 nucleotides. RefSeq lists its product as hypothetical. The record is from RefSeq and is a predicted model, not a curated record. The coding region runs from base 136 to 876 and encodes 246 amino acids. NCBI's taxonomy places the organism in Eukaryota, Fungi, Ascomycota, Dothideomycetes, Pleosporales, Pleosporaceae. The transcript has a single exon.
AAGGCGAUUGUGUAUGAGUCGUGCAAUGGACACGACAUCAUCCUGCUCGUAUAUCCACCAAUCCACACAUGGAAGGUGUCUGCAUCGCUGCAGGUGCAAACCGACGGCGAGUGCCACGCGAAAAGCAUCAAGCCGAUGGAUUCUCGAACAAAAGCGUUGCAACAAUGUGCCGAGCGCCGUUCCGGCAAUUGCGGUGCGCAGGAAAGUCAUCAGCAUGUUCGCCCGUUGCUUUUGUUUCCACAGCUUAGGUUCAAACGCGAGAAGGGGAAUGCCUGGUACGCCGCAAUCGUCGUACCUGAUCCUCGGUGGAUCUUUGUCGAGCGCCCCCACGUGAUGCCGUGGCAGCUCGCUUCGGCAUUCAGAACACCGCGGAAUUUCGCAUCGAAUACUGGGACAGAUCUCCUUCAAUCGGCACACCUUGUCGCAUCCAAUCACGUCUAUUCCUAUUCACGCGUAAGUGCAAUCUUCUUUGUUCAACCUUUUGGGAAUCCACAGUCUGGCGGCACGAGGACGAAAAGUUUUAUUGGCGUUGCCGUAAGCCGUAUGCAGUCACUGCGUAGUGGCAUAUACAUAUGGAUCCCUCGACGCCAUUUCCUACUGCAGAACAGGUGUAAUGUUCGCGAGGAUGCACACAGCCUCGUCGCAAAGACGAGAACCGAGCGUGAGCCGACCAUGCAGCCAUCAACGACGACGCUAUUACCCCACAAAUUGGCGAUCCUAGAGUCUCGUUUCCCCGCCUUCUUACCACGUUGGAUCACCAGGCCACACACUUUCGACCUGCCGCUGCACCAGGCCUCUGACUUGCAUGACGCCCAGUCUCGUCUACGGUCAAGUCUUGUGUGUCGUUUAUUGCCUCUUUCUGCACUGAGGCCCUGAAAUCAUGCACGUAAUACUGGGUACUGCCGGCUUGGAUGAUGCCCAAAAACUGCGUAACCUCAAGCCAUCCGCUCAUCUUGCAGGGUAUACGUCAGUAACGCCCAGUUUCAGUAGCCUCGGCGGUCUUGCAAUGAUGACCCUAGAGGUACCUCAUGUACCGACCAGGGUAACGUUGCAGCCAUAAGCAUAAGGAGACGGUUCUCAUCGGCAGUUCCUUGGCCAUGGUUACUUUUCUUCUCCACAUGUGGAUUCUGGUCCCACAAAGACAGCAGAAGAGCAGGGAAAAUCUAGAAGAUCCACUCCAACAUCUGAAAAGUCCACCUU